This is a messenger RNA of Melanotaenia boesemani (Boeseman's rainbowfish), 1307 nucleotides long. RefSeq names its product ras-related protein Rab-9A-like. Gene Ontology annotation, cellular component: phagocytic vesicle; late endosome; lysosome. Gene Ontology annotation, molecular function: GTP binding; GTPase activity. Bases 293 to 895 code for a protein of 200 amino acids. The transcript is spliced from 2 exons. NCBI's taxonomy places the organism in Eukaryota, Metazoa, Chordata, Actinopteri, Atheriniformes, Melanotaeniidae. The record is from RefSeq and is a predicted model, not a curated record. Gene Ontology annotation, biological process: retrograde transport, endosome to Golgi; Rab protein signal transduction.
AAAACCCAACUGUGUGUGGACGGACUGUGUCGAGAGAGCCUGAGGGGAAGAGGCGUGACAGGCACCACCGGGUCAUAUGAGCGUCAUCAGCGGCGGUCAGAGGGAGUCGCAGGGACAGCGGAGCGCCAUGUCGCCGACGGAAAAUACCUCCGUGCCGGGAUAAACGGGAACAUUUUUACCCCUGGAACCCGAACCCGAACAUCACGUCCACAGGUUAAACUACUUGCUCUCUUGUUUGGUCUCUAUUGGCCUGGAUCACUAACCCCAGAAAACCCGGCACGCUGCCGCCGUGAUGUCCAAGUCUGCCCUCCUGAAGGUCAUCCUCCUGGGUGACGGUGGCGUUGGCAAAUCAUCAUUAAUGAACCGCUACGUCACCAACAAGUUUGACUCACACCUCUUCCACACUAUAGGUGUGGAGUUCCUAAACAAAGAGCUGGAUGUGGACGGGCAGCAUGUCACCCUGCAGAUCUGGGACACGGCGGGUCAGGAGCGCUUCCGCAGCCUCCGCACACCCUUCUACCGCGGCUCCGACUGUUGCCUCCUCACCUUCAGCCUGGAUGAUGGACAGAGCUUCCUCAACUUGGCAAACUGGAAGAAGGAGUUCGCUUAUUAUGCUGACCUAAAGGACCCUGACAACUUCCCCUUUGUGGUACUGGGCAACAAACUGGAUGUUCCAGAGCGGCAGGUGUCUGGGGAGGAUGUUCGGCAGUGGUGCCGUGAAAACGGCGGACACCCGUACUUCGAGACAAGCGCCAAGGAUGCUACAAAUGUAGCAUCGGCAUUUGAGGAGGCGGUGCGCCGUAUUCUGGCCUCAGAUGACAGAGAUGAUCAUCUCAUCCACACCAACACAGUAGACUUACAGAAAAAGAGUCACACGACACCUCGUUGCUGUUGAACUGAGUGCUGAAUUACUGGAAGUGGCACUUAUACAGAUGUCACAUGAGGGAUGACUGUGGUUACAAAAUGAAGAACUGAUUCUAUUCUAGAAUACUGCAUGUCCUCAGUCAUUCUCUUAACUAGGAUCAGCAUUUAAACCGAUCUUGAUCUUUGUAUUUUUUUUAGAUUAAAUCUAAUGGUUUGUGGUGUUUUUAAUUAUCAAGCUCCAAACUCUUGUGGAGCUUUUGUAAAGUAAUGAUUGUUUUAUGGAAUGACUGAAAUGGCACAUCAGGAAUGAUAAAUUGUGACUGUCUAAACCUGAGCACCACAAGUGUCUUCAUGAGCUUAAAUACUGCUCUGUGGACCUUUAAUAGUCUUUAAACACAGGGUGUCAUCUUUGGGUAGUGAUUGAGACAUGCUGAAAACAAAAA